UGUCAAAACACAGACGUUUUAUUGUUGGGCCCAGAAACGAAACUAAACGGGACGACGAAAGAGAGCGAGCGAGAGCGUGUGUAGCAAAGAAACAAAAAAAGAUUGUUGUCCUAAGUCCUUCGAUUCCGUGGGGUGUCGUUAUUACCUAUUGUUUUCUCGGUGCAUCACACCACUCGCUCAAGCAAUCGGCCCCAAACAUCGUUCCUCCUGUUUCGGUCGCAUUCCGGACGGCCGCUGAACGCCCAUCACUCGCAGGGUGGACCAGCCCAGAUAAAGGAACAGUGUCGUUGUAGUUUAGAGUUCGAAGCAAAACAUUGUUCGGGUUUGGAACGUGCAAUUUCGCUGGUGCUGUUGCAGCAGCAGCUGUUGCUGGGUUUGUUGCCAUCCCAGCAGUUCGAGCGACCCACUCAAUAGGGCUUGGCAAGACACUCGGUCGCAGUCGCCUAGCUGGCACCAAAUCAUCCGGAGUCCCUACUGUACUGCGUUGCCGUGCUUGAUUCCGUUCGUGUGCGAGCUUGUUUGUGUGUGUGUGUGUGUGUGUAGUGUAUACGAAAUACGCGAGAUUUCCUUUGCACCCUUCUCCACCUGCCGGAGGAUCCGCAUAGGGUGCACAGUACGAGGGGAGCAGGAAUCCGUGUUAUCCGUGAGUUUGUCGGUGCGGAGCAAGGCGGAAAAGUGUUCGGUUACGCGUACGCAUCCGGUAUCCGCUACGGAGCAGGCCAGGUGGAAAAUGCUGGCAGAAUGUCGCAUCCAACCCCGAUACUGAGUUCGGCCAUCUCCCGCCGCAAUCCGGAGGACGAGUACGAGCUGAUCCACAAGAUCGGUUCCGGGACGUACGGCGAUGUGUACAAGGCCAAGAAGCUGCAGUCGAACGAUCUCGCGGCGAUCAAAGUCAUCAAGCUCGAGCAGGGCGAUGACAUACAGAUCAUCCAGCAGGAGAUACUGAUGAUGCGCGACUGCCGGCACUCGAACAUCAUCUCGUACUAUGGCUCGUACAUGCGCCACGACAAGCUCUGGAUCUGCAUGGAGUACUGCGGCGGGGGAAGCCUGCAGGACAUCUACCAGGUGACCGGUCCGCUGACCGAGCUGCAGAUCGCGUACAUGUGCCGGGAAACGCUCCGCGGUCUGUCCUAUCUGCACUCGAUGGGCAAGAUUCACCGUGACAUCAAGGGCGCCAAUAUUCUGCUCACCGAGCGGGGCGACGUGAAGUUGGCCGAUUUCGGUGUGAGCGCCCAGAUCACGGCCACCAUUAACAAGCGUCGGAGUUUCAUCGGUACACCGUACUGGAUGGCACCGGAAGUGGCAGCCGUCGAGCGGAAAGGGGGCUACAAUCAUCUGUGCGAUAUAUGGGCCUGCGGUAUCACAGCCAUCGAGCUGGCCGAACUGCAGCCACCGAUGUUUGACCUGCAUCCGAUGCGCGCACUGUUCCUGAUGUCCAAGAGCGGUUUCAAGCCACCGACGCUGAAGGAGAAGGACCGUUGGAGUACCAAUUUUCAUUCCUUCCUAAAGGUGGCGCUCACGAAAAAUCCCAAAAAGCGACCGACGGCCGAACGGUUGCUGCAGCACGCCUUUUUCCAGUCGGACAUGUCCAUCCGGUUGCCGCAGGAGUUGCUGCAAAAGUAUCAAAGCCCGCACGCAAGCUACUACUAUACCGAUACGGAGGAGGAAGGAGCAAUCGCCAAUGGACCACAGCGCAUUACGAGUCGAAUGCAUUCCUCUAACUCUGUUUACCAUUGCAAACCGUUGGAAAGCGAGCGUUCAUCUAGUCCAGAAACACUACCGAGUGAUAUGAGUCUAUUGCAUUAUAUAGACGAGGAGUUGAAGAUAAGGCGUACGCUACCCCUGCACGAUAACUCACUGUUGGCGUGUGCGAACGAUGACCUGCCCACCGGCAGCAGUAACGGGCAGCAGCAUCGCACAGGAAAUGGGUCCGGUGGGGCGGUCGGCGCUGGCAAUCACCAUCGCCAUCACCACCGCCAGCAUCAUCCGCUCGACGAUGAGGACAGCCCGAUGGCGCCGGACAGCAGCUACAGCCUGACGGCUGACGGUGGCCUAUCGGCGGGUUCCGGGUAUGACAAUAAUGGGCGCGACGAUUCGACGCUGAGCUACGAUGCGAUGGAUCAGCUGACCGCCAAGCUGGAGCAGCUGAACGCGCAAAACGGAGCUACGGCCAUGAACGAAUCGCAGGACCAUGGGAACAGUGGUAGUGGUGGCAGCAAGCGCCAUUCAAUGGAUCAGCUGAAUGAACUGUUCAAGGGCAUCGACAAGUCUUCCAGGCAGCGUAGUUUAAGUGACGGCGAUGGGAACAACGAAGGAGCGCCCGAAUCGCAACCGGAUCUGUUGAACAAUACGCCACCCAUUCCCCCGAAGCGACACCAUCGCAGCCGCCGGCAUACGCCACCGCGUCCCGUCUCCAACGGGCUACCGCCCACACCGAAGGUGCACAUGGGCGCCUGCUUCUCGAAGGUGUUUAACGACUGUCCGCUGCACAUCCACUGCACCGCGUCCUGGAUACAUCCGGAAACGCGCGAUCAGCAUCUGCUGAUCGGGGCGGAGGAAGGCAUCUUCAACCUCAACCUGAACGAGCUGCACGACGCAGCGAUCGAGCAGCUGUACCCGCGCCGCACCGUUUGGCUGUACGUGAUCAAGGACAUCCUGAUGUCGCUGUCCGGCAAGACGACCCAGCUGUACCGGCACGACCUGCUCGCGCUACAUUCCAAGCAGACGCACCGCUUUUCCAUGCACAUGAAAAAAAUCCCCGAAAAGCUGGUGCCGCGCAAGUUUGCGCUCACGACGAAGGUGCCGGACACGAAGGGCUGCACGCAGUGUUGCGUGACGCGCAAUCCGUACAAUGGGUACAAGUAUCUGUGCGGUUCGAUGGCGAGCGGGAUCUUUCUGAUGCAAUGGUACGACCCGCUGAACAAGUUUAUGCUGCUGAAGCAGUGCGAAUGGCCAUCCGGCAAUAUCCAGUACUACGGCGCAAACUCGAACGUGUUCGAAAUGAUCAUCACGCCCGAGCUGGAAUAUCCGAUCGUGUGUGUGAACGUGCGGAAGGGCCCGAACGAGUCGCUGAAGCUCGAUUUGAUCAAUACCAACAGCACUCCCAGCUGGUUUAAUACCACCGUCGAAGAGAUGGACGGUAUGGCAACGGUCAUCAAUCGUCGGGAUACGCUUCGACCAAUAAAAGUGCAUCAGAUUGAGAAGGAUGCGAUACUGGUGUGUUACGAUCGGUUCGUACAAAUCGUCGACAUUCAGGGUUUCCCGAAGCAGAGCCGCAAGCUCAUAUCGCGCGUGGAAUUUAGUUUUGUAAUCGAAAGCAUAGUCUGUUUAACUGAUAGUGUGUUAGCGUUUCACAAGUACGGUAUGCAGGGUCGCUCGCUGAGGAACGGCGAAAUAACGCAGGAAAUUACCGACACGAGCCGCAUCUACGAGCUUAUCGGCAGCGACAACAAAGUGGUAAUGCUGCAAAGCCGCACGAUCCGUGCGGACAGUGGCGAAGGGACGAGUGAUGUUGGGCACGAUCUGUACAUAUUGGCGGGCCACGAAGCAAGCUACUAGAAGCAAUGCAAACCACCCAGAUACAGGAUGGAACGGACAGCCCCUACCCCUUGGUGUAUUGCGGGGUGGUGCGUUCGGAAGGCCGUGCCAGCUACGUGAUUGUUGGGUUUUUUUUUUCGCAUGGAGAUGAUUUGAUGCUUCAUGCUAGCAGGUAAGAUUGCAAGAAUUGCAGGAAUACAGCGCAACAGCGCAAAAUGGGACGGGUGACGUGUAGGCCCAAAAACAAAAGAAGUAUUAAUCCUAUUUUUAGUGCGCAUUUGAUCGCGUUAUAUUUCACGAAACUGACCACACAUGAAGGAGAUGCAAACAUCAAUCUAUCAGGCACACUCUGUCGAUCAGGGGGGUUUAAAAAAAGGCGAAUGAUUGCUCCGUUUGUUGAAAUGUAUUAUUUUGAUUCGACUGAAAUUCGAACUCGAGAAGGGUGGCAACAUUGAAUUUAAUUCAAACACACACACACAUACAUUUUUUUUUGCGUAUGGGGCUGCUAGCGAACCGUAAGCAGUACCUGAAGAGUGAAUUACAGGUUGCCUAAAACGGCAGUGUUACACGAGUGUGGUGGCAUCGCACAAGGACACAUUCAAAAACCCUCAAGAAGCAAUCUUGCGUGGGCAGCAGAUAGGGCCUCCUGCCCCGCGAAGUGCAUGGGAGAGUAUAUUUUUAUAUAUAUUUAUAUAACAAAACAAAAAUCCCCAACCACUUCCGUUUUGUGUCGCGCUGGGAAAGUAAACUGUUUCCGUUCGGACAAUUCUGUGUCCGCCCAAGCUAAGCAAUAGUCCCAACCGGGGCGAACAUUUGCUGUAUCGAUGAACACUGAUGGCAAACUAUUUACACAAAACCAAACACUAUAAAGACUAUAAAACCGUGUUGGGCGCGAACCCGCUUCAACUAAUCUAAAUGUACAAUUGCUACAACAAUUCUUCAAACGAACAGUUACGGUUGCUCGCGUAUAGCACGUGCACGUGUACAUGACCGUGGGUACUAGCUAUUCACCAGCUUGCAGACACACACACACACACGCACACACGGACGUCCACAAAUACACACUCUUACAACGGAAAACCAUAACCAUCAAGAGCAAGUGUUGAUGGGCUAUAAACGCAUUAGAAAACAAAAACAUUUAGCAAUAAACUCAAACAGUUUUGAAACAGUAAUAAUAAUAAUAAUAAUAGGCAGUAGGUGUCGAUCGACAUUAAAAGCAAAGACAAGCUAUCCCGAGAGCGUACAAUUACACAGCGAGAGAAAAACGAACCCCGCAGGAUCCGGAUUCUGUGCCGGUUGCGCCUCACCCGAAUGCCAGUGCGAAACAGAGCCCCCAGUUUACCCCCGUGUAAGGGUUAGCUAGUUUUGUUCGUUUAAUGUGUGUGUGUGUGUUUUUUUUUAACUUAUUUAAAAGAAUAAUGUAGCAUAACGUUUCGAGAAAGUCAGUUUAGCUGUUCGUUACGUUUUGCUGCAGCACGCGGAAAGCUCAUUCCGGGCAGUAAAGUUGUGGUAGGCGGACGCAGAGAAGCUGCCCAAUUACAAUACAUCAGCCGGUAGACGGUCGGUUGCCACUUCUGAGCCUGCUCUGUUUUAAAAACUCAACACGUGUUAGUAAGGCAGUUGCUUCUGUUUGCUGUUACGAUUCCAAUGGAAGACUAUGAGUAUAUAUACAUCUUGCGUUAUUCGUUUGUUAGUGUGUGCGUGUAGUAUCGUCAUCGCCUUCUAAGUGAGGCUUACUGUGAACAAAGUAUUCCACCAACGCAAGGACCACCGGCGCUCUCCCACUGCAGAACCCGUAUUGCUCUGCAUCAAUUCCACGUCAAAACAUUCAAGCAGCACUAUGCGGGACGAAACAACAGGCAAACCCUGCCCUCCUUUCCAGAAAAAAAAUGCAUUCUUUACAAUUUUCUAAACUGCAUUUCCUCUGCGUGCACACGCGUUUGUGCACGUGACUCUUCGUUAUGUAUCGUUGUGCUCGCGUUAAGUUACUAGCACUAAUACACUCUAUGCACUUUGUUUAACGAUGCGUUUAUAUUAUGUACUGUGAGGUUUCAGUUGAGAUUGACUGUGGUUAGAGUAGUUUUCCAGUCAGUAGUAGUUUCACCGUUUUGGACCACACCACUACAUGUGCGAUUCGAAAGGCAAAAGGCGAGUGUGUCAACUCCUCACACACACACACAUGUACACUCAAGUCAGUUUUAGGAGAUAGUUUCAUUCGAGUGCAUAUAUAAGCAAGCACGAUUUUGUGAGGUGUUUGGAUGUGGAUCAUGAUACGACUGGGACAAGGAGGACGAGAGGACGGACAAAAUCGCCAAACCAGUUGAACAAAUAGGAUUGUAAGGUAGCAAAGUUGAUCAAAACGUUGGAUGGAUGAUGUAAAAAGGAAACCACACAAACACAACUUCCGGUUUGUAAUGCGUAAACAUAACCAAAAUGGGAAGCAAAUGAAGACGUGCGUAAUAAAAAGUGAACCAAUGGAAAGUUUAA
Anopheles stephensi (Asian malaria mosquito) is the source of this 6024-nucleotide messenger RNA. RefSeq names its product mitogen-activated protein kinase kinase kinase kinase 5 (gene hppy). Lineage: Eukaryota; Metazoa; Arthropoda; Insecta; Diptera; Culicidae. The coding region runs from base 742 to 3558 and encodes 938 amino acids. The record is from RefSeq and is a predicted model, not a curated record. Gene Ontology annotation, molecular function: ATP binding; MAP kinase kinase kinase kinase activity. Gene Ontology annotation, biological process: protein phosphorylation. The transcript has 15 exons.